UGGACGAGGCCCCUCUAGCGGCCGAAGGGAGAACCAGCCCGGCGGUGGGUUGAGCAGCCCGCUGGGCGUCCCCCGCUAACAGCCGCUGACGGGCCGGGGCGGUGGCCCCGCUGCCGCUUCCACCAGGGAGCAUCCUCGUGGAGCCCUGACGUGCCUCGGGGACCGUGUGAGCCCCCACACCCUGCGCCUGCGUCCACCUGUGGGCUCUGUUGCGUCUUGCUCUCACCGCACGCCUGCAGCUCAGCAGCCCAGCAGCCCCCAAGGCUGUCGGUCAACCCGGUCCCUCGCUGCCGUCCCCCAGGGGUUCAGCUGUGACCCAGAACCUGCGCGUGCGGUUUCCCUGCACUCGCUACUCGGUCCAGAGCCUCACAGCGACCUCUGCGGGAGACGUGGAGGCCCCACAGGUUUUACGAGGAAAUGACAUUGAGGUGACCUCAGCGACGGCAAGGGGCUCAGGUGCUUAGAAGAAUGAGAGGCUGAGGUUCUCCUCCCACAGACGGAACAUGUACAAGAAUGUUGCCAACUGGGACAACCUCAUCUGGAAAAAACAGGGGCCUGGCAAGCCGAAGAAGCCUGGUAACAGACUACAGAAAGGCUUUACUGCUGCAUACCCUACUCAAUACUCCAUCCCCUAUAGAAAUAAAAUAUCAAAACUUCAAGAGCCGGAAAAGAAGGGGUUCAACAGCCAAGCCAGGAGAUUUUAUCACAAAAUGGAUGACAUCCCAGGCCCUGGGUUCUACAAUGUCGUCCACCAGUCCCCGGUAUUCAACAGUGCCUCUCUCUCCAAGAAAGGAACCUGCACUUUUCCCUCCACGUGUGCUCGGCUUAGCAGCAUCAUAUCCAAAUAUCCCGCCGCCAAUGCGUAUACCAUCCGGUCAACCUUGGUUUCCAAGAAGGACUUCAGCAAUUCGUGUUCCAGCAUGUUCCAGCAGCCAAUCUUCAUGAAAGUGGUCAAAUCCGAAACCCCCGCCCCGAACCAUUACAAUGCCUCCAUCUCUUCCUGCGCACAGAAAAACAAUGCCUGUUCUGGGUUUCUAUCGAAAACACAGAGAGGAUCCUUCCCCAUGGUCACAUUGGGAGGGCCAGCGCCAGGGAAAUAUGAUGUGAACGAGGCCCUGGUGAAGCAAUCGCCGAAGAUCUUAGUGUCCUGCUUCAAGUCAACAACCGGCCGUGGAUUAAAACUGACAUCAAUGGGCCCAGGGCCAGGUUACUACAACCCCAAUGAGUGCAUCAAGAUUCUGAAGAAGCCUAGUGUCCCGAAGACCACGCUCCUGAACUUCUCCGCCCACCCUCUGCUUCUGCCCCCGAAGCCACCCCCCCCAGGCCCUGGCCAGUACGACAUUGUGGACUAUGAGGGACCUCCUAAGCACUUCAUCUCCAGUGCGUCGUUCGUGUCCAACACCAGCCGGUGGCCAUCGUUGUCAUCCAAAUCAAGCCUGCCCGGCCCAGCCACAUACAAGCCAGAGAUCCCGGGGAAGCAGUCAUUCCUCUACAAUGAGGACAACAAGUGGAUCCCGGUGUCAUAGAGACAGCACAGGAGCUCAGGGAGAGGCUCAUCUCAGGCUCUCUCCCCGCCCUGUUCCCCAGGCCACCCAUCAGCAGAACGUGCCUUUUCCGUGUCACCCAGCCCAGGGUCGCAGACCGUCUGGAGCUGCCUUGUAAGGACUUGACCACCCUCCGUCCCUACCAUGCUUUUCCAAGCAGAGAGAAGGAAUGGGCAGAGCUCUCUGGCUACCUCCGUGUCUGCCUCCAAGCUGGUUCCCGUGACUCCACUCCCCAGAGUUAAGGGGUCUUGGAGCACUAUUUGUGACGUCGCGUCCCAGCCUCCUGCCAUGGCAGCCUGUGGUAAAAGCAACUCAGCCAAGGUGCUGAGGCCUGAUCUCUGACCUCUGGGAGGCAGAAAGGCACAGAUGUGUCCACAACCGAGGCACAUGGAUAUUCCCUGGGCACUGCUGCCCUCAGCGUUGUUAUUACGCAGCAAGAACAUGGAAACUGGCCGUGAACUGCUCAUCACUCCCAUGACCGUACAGACUCUGGAUUCAUCAGCAGGCAAGGCAGGACCUGGCUGGAGCUAGAGGCCUGGAACCAGAGUCCCCAGGGCAGGGAGGACCUCUGUGUCCCUUGCCUUCAUGUCCUCACCUCCCCAACCUUGGCUCUGCUCUGCCUGGCCUCUGUCGCCAUAUCGCCUUCACACUCUAAUUCUGAGUGUGCAUCAGUUAACUAUGUUGGAUGGAUGGUGUUUCUAACCGUGGCUUGCCUGCCGUAGCUGGGGGGAGAGCUGACCAAGAGCCAAGGUGAAAUUAAACUGACCACACGCCCUCUCCUUCCCCAGGUGCUAAUAAUGUGUGCCACUUUCCUAAAUGGGAUCCUCUCGGACUCCCCUUCCCUCCUCCACCCCCACCCCCAUUUCCCUUCCACUCCCCCUUCCACAGGGGGCUACUCGCCUCCCUGACAUGCUCUGGGAACUGUGCAUCCCGGACCUCCCAUCCGGACUGGCUGCCUUAUUGGCUUUCCUCUCCGGGGGGAGGGAAGCGAGGCAUGAGGAAGAGGGAGGGAAGGAAUGAAAAAACUUAUUCAAUUAAAUGGAAUUCUUGA
This is a messenger RNA of Psammomys obesus (fat sand rat), 2595 nucleotides long. RefSeq names its product sperm tail PG-rich repeat containing 1 (gene Stpg1). Gene Ontology annotation, biological process: epigenetic programing of male pronucleus. Lineage: Eukaryota; Metazoa; Chordata; Mammalia; Rodentia; Muridae. The record is from RefSeq and is a predicted model, not a curated record. The coding region runs from base 504 to 1526 and encodes 340 amino acids. Gene Ontology annotation, cellular component: germinal vesicle; female pronucleus; male pronucleus. Gene Ontology annotation, molecular function: histone binding; chromatin binding. The transcript is spliced from 9 exons.